UCAAUAUUUACGUGUUUAAAUAAACAAAUAAAUUAUUGUGAUACAACUAUUUAAGAGGUUCUAGGAAUAGAUGCAAGAAGGGGGAUGGAGUCCUUAUAUACAUAGCUAACAGUAUAAACAUCCGUCUCUUUAUUUGUGAAUCCCAUUAUAGUGGAACCAGUAAAGUCGCUAGCUGUGGACUCGCUUUUGAAGGUUGAGCAUUUAUACUCGGUGUCAUCUAUCGUUGCUCAAUCUGCUUAGCUGAUGACUUUAUUUUAGAGCCCAUUCAGCUAUGGAGUGAAAAUAACGGAUACCUGGUAUUAGGUUAAUGGACCUGAUAUUGGUUGAACAGAGAUAGCUGCUGUAGGAUCUGAAAACCUUCGAUAGUAGGCUCCUGACGCGGGUAAAGUACAAUAUGUAUCCGAACCUACACAUUUUGAUCCGAACCAAAAAUCCUUGUUAGACUUAGCAAUCACUCAUGCGACCGAGGAUAUUGUCUGUCUAAAUAUCCUCCCACUGUUAGCUAAUGGCGAUCAUACUGUUCUGUCGUUCGCGUCUAGAGCUUGUGACAUUAUAUACGAUCAGGUUAAACCUCUACCAAAUGUGUGGGGAGCAAAAUAUCGGCCAUCCAGGAGUGCGCUGGUCAGUAAACACUAGCUCAUCAGUCGAAGAAGCGUAGCCCAUAUUUAAUGAUAGGCUUAGCUUAGUUACGUCCCCAUUUAUACCUUGCUUUGUACCAUGUAGACUAAACUACUGCCCACCAUGGAUAAAAAAGCAGGUCAAGAAACUUCCUAGACGUAGGAAAAAGCAAUGGAUUAUGUUUAUCUGUAUAGGCUUCGAACAGCACAGAUUCAUGUAUUGUAAGAAUAGGGACGCUUGCAAAGCCUUGAUAAGUAAGGCUAGAUACCCAUAUGAAAAACAAUUGCUUGGGGAUUGUUAAAGUAGUCCCGAAAGGUUCGUAAUUUAUUCCAUUAACUGAACGCAGAAAUGUUUAGGGUAUUAUACUCAGCUUAUGUGAGACCGCAUUUGGAAUAUUGGAUUCAAGCAGCGAAUGCUUGUUUCAAGUAUGAGGCGGAUAUGCUAGAACAACGACGAGAAACCAAAAUGAUGAACGUUCUCACUGACCUAUCUUAUAGAAACAGACAAACGCCUUAACCGAUUUCCGUUAUAUUACCGUUCACGGGUGAUCUAAUACUGGCUUGUUGUAUACUGAACAAUGAUGUUGGUAUUGAUAUAUUUUUAUUAACAUCUAAGACUGACCAUCUGAGAGGAUAUUCUAAGGAUGCUCAAGGCAUGAAAUCAAAUCGCUUACGUCUGGAGUUAUAUCGAUAAGUUUUGUGUUAGUGUUGCCGUCCCUAAUUGUAGCCCAGUUUUCUCUCGAAAUGUUUGUCAUUCAAAUGGGACGGACUCUAAAACAGUAUUUCUUAGUUACUGGGUCGUUUCUCUCUUGUUUAUGUAGAAGAUAUGAAUGAUCUUGUUUAGCACCUCGGCCGUUAUAUUAUCAAAUUUAGUUCACUGGUUUCGAUUACCGAUUUGUCUUAAAUAUAUUCUUUAGUUUAUGACUAUCCGCUUUCACUUCGAAAUGGUUUUUUUUUCUUUCAGAUUUCCAUUCUGGUUAAGGGAACUUCCACCUUCAAGCUUAUGAAAAUCUUUGACGCUUACCUAACAUAAUCAUAACAGUAUAUUAUAAGCCCGACAUAAAUUUAUUAACGACUUAGAGUCAUAUUUUCUCUGGGAAAAGUCUGUGUUAAGGACGUUUACAUCAAGUUCAAACAAACUCGUAGAAUGAGUUAUGAAAGACAGUCCAACUCAACGAUCUCCAAUCCCAGCCUAUCUGGUUUGGCGCUAAAUCUAUCUCAGGCGUCAAUACCAACUGGACCAAUUCUUCUUCCACAAUUUAUUUCUCCUAGAGCUGAUGGAUUAUCGUCUUUCAUUGGAGAAAAUCCAGUAAAUACAACGACAUCUAUACCAGGAAGUGAAGAGAAAUCUUUCGACUCUGGAUCAAGUCUUGCAAAAAACAUCAAUAUCUUGGAAGUAUCAUCGCCCGCAGCCUGCUCCCUCAAACCGAUCGCUUCCACAACAGUCAAGUCAAGUCAGCGACCUCGUUAUGUUUUACCACCGGAUAUAAACACUUUUGCAUCUAACACUCCAACCAGCAUUACCAACAUACCUCCCAAUUCUUCACUCAAAUCAUCUUCAACCUUUAAACCAAACCAAUUACUUCCUCCAUUUCCCCCAAGUAAUCCACAAAAUAAUAUACAAACUGCACAACUUCCCGUACUCAUGGAAACAGUAGAUCAACAAACACAGUGUACCAAUCAGAAUAUUGGUCCAACUUCAACAAUCUCAUCUUCCGUAUCGAUGAGGACCACUUAUCAUCCAGUUGGAGCCCAUUGGUUCUAUUCUACAACUUUUGAAAAUAUAUCCGUUUGGUGGCCAUUUUCACGUCAUGAUUCUUACCAAAUUGAAACUGAGUUUUUCCGAUCAUGUUAUUUACAGUCUACAUCAGAAAAUUCACUGGCUUCUUCCAUUACUAAUAAUACAUCGGAUAUGAAAGCAACAAUUGGAACUCAUGAAAUUGUGGUCCAAGUUGAUGGAGGUCGUUACGAUGUUCAUUUAACAAAAAGAGAACGUCGUUCAGUCUACUGGGACGAAUCACCAUGUCAAGUUAGGCGGGCUACGUGGUUUUAUAAACCACAAGGUGAAUCACGUGUACUUCCUUUUUCUGAACGGACAUGUGACUUAUUGGAAGCCCAAUACAAAUUAAGUGUCGAACAAGGACAAUGGGGUAAACGUUUUGAUUUACCAUCAGAAGAUAGACGUGGUGGUAGUGAUGUAUUUAUCUUUAAUAGCCCACAAUCGAUGAUCCAAUAUUUAGCCUGGCCAUAUGAUAUAUCUUCAACAGCCAACUCGGGAAAUGUUGUUGCCGGUACAUCAUCACCACUUAUUCAUUUAGAUUCAAGUCAGAUAUCCCAAGAAAUGUCUUUAACUGGUCAAUUAUUUGAAGGACGUGUGUGCUACCUACAUCGUGGUUUAAAUGAUCAGUUGAUGGAACAGAUUGAUGAAGGAGAUUAUAAACCAAUAGACCAGUUAUUUUUCAUUGUACAUGGCAUCGGCUCAAUAUAUAAUUUAAAAGGACAAGGUUUGAUAGAAUGUGUUAAUGAUAUGAGAAGAACAGCUAAACAGUUGGGUCAAACGCAUUUUCCACAUCAUCCGUAUCGUGUGGAAUUUUUACCGAUUCUUUGGCAUGAUGAAUUACAUUCAGAUACUGUGACCGGUUUAGACAAACAGUUGGAACAAAUCACUCUUGGUAGUAUACCGAAAUUAAGACAAUUUACUAAUGAUUCAUUAAUGGAUAUAUUGUUUUAUACAAGUUCUAGAUAUUCACAACUAAUCGUAAAUACAGUGGCUAGAGAGAUUACUAGACUACGUGAAUUAUUUCUUUCACGUAAUCCAAACUUUAGUGGUAAUAUCUCUAUUAUCGGUCAUAGUUUAGGAGCUGUCAUAUCAUUUGAUUUAUUAUGCCAUCAAACCGCUUAUAAUCCAUCAUAUACUACCACAACUGACCAAUCUCCUAUAGUAUCGUCGUCUACAGUACAUAAUAAUAAUACUAGAACAAUUUGUAGUACUUUUAUUACAGAUACAGAUUCACAAUCGAGAACAAUAAAUGAUGUGAAUUAUGUUAAUGAACUUCUUAGUGAAGUAAAGGUCGACCAGUUUACAGAUGAUGUGAGUUCUUCCAAAAUAACAGCAACUAUUUUUCCUGCUGCUACGAUAACGAGUGUUACUAGUAGCAUUAGUAGCGGUAGUAAUGGUUCUACAACUAUGGUGACUGAUACAAACACUUCUGUGAAUAUUUCAUCAUUAUCAUCUGCCUCAUCUUCGUCAACUUGUCCAUUGAAAGAUCAUGCUAAUGAUGAAAAUAAAAGUGAACAUAGUACAACUACGUCAGAUACGGGACAAAAUGAUAUGGGUGAAUGGUCUAUUAUUGAUGAUUGCCAUCAUCGUAACCGUUCAAAAUCCAAGUGCAAUAAUGAUGGUAAUAAUGCAAAUAGAAGCCAAUCAGAGACAAUGCCUAUUCUGUCUCUGAGUAACAUCAGUCAUCUUAACGAAAUCUUAUUACAAAAUGGACUAAAUGUUGACCAAACACGUAGUAUACUUGAAUCAAUUAUAAAAUGGAAUAAAAUUAAUCAACUUGAAAGCAAAUCUGUGGAAGAUUUAGAAAAGGAAAAUAAUUAUCACGGUAUGUUGGCCAAUUCAUCUACAGUCAAUUCAAGUAUCACUACUGGGCAAAUUUUACCAAACAUUGUCACAACUUCAAAUUCAAUAUUGACGUCAUUUUGGUUGGAAAAUCAUUGUUUCUAUGCAAACCAGUGCAACAGUAAUAAUGCUGGAUUUGGUAUUACAUUGCCUAACUAUCCUCAGUUAGGCUUUACUAUAUCUGGCCUAUAUACAUUAGGCUCACCGAUACCACUGUUUCUAACUGCACGCGGCAUUAAAACGUUGAGUAGCGAAUUUCACUUGCCAACAUGUUCAACAUUUUAUAACAUAUUUCAUCCAUUUGACCCAGUUGCCUAUCGUAUGGAAACAUUGAUUGAUUCAGAAUUCCAGCAAAAAUCUGUCCUCAUUCCACAUCAUAAAGGACGCAAACGUAUACACUUACAAUUGAAAGAUAACUUAGCCUGGGUUGGUUCUGAAUUAAAAAGUAAAUUUUACAAUUCCGUUCAAUCUACUUGGCGCAGUCUACAUGAAUUUGCAUUGGCUCAUAAAUUUAUUAGUGCCCCCGGUGAAUUAGGAUCUGUUUCCACUGCAUAUACUUGUGGUAGCAGUUCAAAUGAAGAUGGAUUAGAGGAUUAUGAAAAUGUUUGUAAUAUUACUGACAAUCGUAAUGAUGUUGUUACAACAACUUAUCGUAAUUUAACAACUCAUGAUUUAUCUUUUAACAGUCGACUUAAUCAAGGUAGACGUAUGGAUUAUGUUUUACAGGAAGCUACUUUGGAAAGUUUCAAUGAGUACCUUUUUGCUCUUACAAGUCAUGCAACCUAUUGGGAUUCAGUGGACACUGUGUUGUUUAUACUAACAGAAGCGUAUUCCGAAAAAGGUAUAGCUCCUAUAAUGCCUGGUCAAAAGAAUAUGCCUCAAAAUACAAUUCAUGUAAGAGCAUUAUCACCUUCUCUUACUUCUGCCGGCUCAACUUCUGUUCAUUCUGUGCCUAAUGCAUCUUCUGUAACAGCAGAUUCUUUUGUAAAUAUAAAUAAUGGUCACCAAAUGUCUGCAUCUCAACAAUUCGAUCAUUUGGUUUCCUUAUCUGCUAUCCACCAAAAUCAACCUUAUCUUGUUACAACUACUGUAGCUAGUACUGUUUCUUCUAUUUCCACGAUUUCCAAUGUUCAAGGUCAACUGCCACCAUCCUUAUCAUACAUGACACCUCCCCCAGUCAUUCUCACCACUACCAAUGAUAAUAAUACUCACUAUAUACAAACUACGGUUACCGAUUCGUACUACAUGGCACCAGUUAGUCAGCUUUAUUCCUCUGCGGAUCCGCUAUCAUCUCAUAUAGCCUCUGACUGUUUAACUCAAAAUUAUAUAUCUCCACAAAUUUCUGUUUGUAUGUCACAAGAGUUUUCAAAUACCGCUGGAAAUUAUUUACAAACACAAAAACAACAACAGUAUUCAAAUAUACCAGCUUAUGCUCAUCGUAAACAAAUUUCUGUCACUAAUCCAACUACUAGUUCUUUUACACCUUCCAUACUUCCAUUUCGUCCAACAACACCGCCAACCUCAUCCGUUUUUGUUAAUCAUCCAAUGUCUGUCGUACCAUCUACUAUCCCUGGUCCACUUUGUACACCUACUAAUAUAUUUAUGCCAGCAUCAACAAUAGGGAAAAAUACGUUUUGUCCAUCGUCUCAAAUGUUUCCACCAGUAUCUCAAUAACAGCAACAAUCACUGCUAUGAGUUUGUUUUCAGCUAUCUAGCUUAUAUUGUCAAAAGAAGAGGAUUUAUGUGAAUUUUUAUGGUUAUGGUUGCUUUUUAGGCUAACAAUCUUUCAUACAGGUACACAAGAUCUAAUCUAGAAAAUCUUUAGUUAUUUCUGUUUUGUUGCUAACUUACCUUUACUCAGCUUCUUCAUAAUUAAAAUAGCUGUGAUUAACUUUAUUCCACUAGUUUUUUUUACUCAUUACUUAUCUGUUUUUUUCGAUUCCUUUUCGUUUGAACUGUAAUGCUAGAUGAAGAGAGGACCGUUUUUAUUUGUAUUGUAAUUAUUAAAUAAGAGAAUUUACGUCAGACGGAUUUUGACUAACUUUUUUCCAUAAUGUUACUAACCGAUGAAUAUCAGUUGUAGUGUGAGAUAAUAAGGUACCUGACUUUCAAUCCAACUCGCAAAUUAAAGAUCAACAUUUCACUCUGUCGCUUGAUAAUGUUUAGAUUGUCCCAUUCUAUUUUUUUUUUUUGAAUAAUGCUGCUUUGUGUUAUAUCGGACAGGCAAUUAACGUUAUCUAUUCAUUCACUAUAUGUAUACAAAGUGCGGUUCUUUAACUCAGUAGUAAUAUAGGUUACGUUCUUGCUGUUAAGCGAGUCAUGUCAGUCAGUCAGCGACAACGUAGGACCAGGCACAUUUAUGCAUCGGUCCAAGUUGCCAUA
Messenger RNA from Schistosoma rodhaini, 6621 nucleotides. Lineage: Eukaryota; Metazoa; Platyhelminthes; Trematoda; Strigeidida; Schistosomatidae. The record is from the annotation of a GenBank genome assembly.